Messenger RNA from Xiphophorus maculatus (southern platyfish), 3270 nucleotides. It is a transcript of the gene parp9, whose product is annotated as poly(ADP-ribose) polymerase family member 9. NCBI's taxonomy places the organism in Eukaryota, Metazoa, Chordata, Actinopteri, Cyprinodontiformes, Poeciliidae. The record is from RefSeq and is a predicted model, not a curated record. Gene Ontology annotation, molecular function: NAD+ poly-ADP-ribosyltransferase activity; transcription corepressor activity; ubiquitin-like protein ligase binding. Gene Ontology annotation, biological process: positive regulation of type II interferon-mediated signaling pathway; negative regulation of gene expression. The coding region runs from base 189 to 2573 and encodes 794 amino acids. The transcript is spliced from 9 exons. Gene Ontology annotation, cellular component: cytoplasm; nucleus.
GGAGCUUUGCGGGAUUGGCGCAGAAGGAGUCGCAGCAGGAAGAGCGACACGUUUUCUUCGUUUAUUUUGAAGACUUAUUAACUCGAACUAGCAGUUCAACCAGUUAGAACUGGUCCACACCCAGUCCCAGUUUACUUUCAGUUUUUCACUCGGGACUUUCCACGCCAGGCAAGGUUUGCUAAGAAACGAUGGCCAGUAAACUGGACAUUCCUCUAUAUGAGGCGUCACUCAGCAUUGUGAGAAGAUGUGGAGCCGAUCUGUGUGAAAUCAUCAACACUAAAUUCGGAUGUGUGGCCGCCAUCGAGGGUGUGGAGAAUGAGAGCAGGAGUUCACACCAGCGACCGCCAGCAAUCAUUAAGCCAGAGAGAAGAUUUGAGUUCAUGAUGCAUUCAGGUGUAAAGGUUUCUGUGUGGAAGGCUGAUCUCACCAAUUUCCCUGCUGAUGCUGUUGUGAAUGCUGCUAAUGAAGAUUUAAAGCAUUAUGGAGGCCUUGCUCUGGCUCUGUCUAAAGCUGGUGGUCCUCAAAUCCAACUGGAGUCUGAUGAUUAUAUUAAAAAGUAUAGUAAAGUAAAUACAGGAGAGGCAGUUGUUUUGAGUUCAGGGUCACUACCAUGCAAGAUGAUAAUUCAUGCUGUGGGUCCAGAUCUGUCAAUGAGUGCUUUCAACUUCGAUCCAGAAAAAGGUAGACCUGCUUUGGAGAAAACCAUCAAGAGUAUUCUCAACAGAGUUGGAGAGAAUCAUCUGGCAACUGUUGCCAUUCCUGCCAUUAGCUCCGGGUUGUUCAACUACCCACUGCGAGAAUGUGCCAACACCAUAGUGUCAACUAUAAGAGCCUUCUGUGACAAGCUGCCUCACCAGAACCAUUAUCCAAAAGAAAUCUUCCUUGCCAACCAUGAUGAGCCCACAGUGCAGGAAAUGGAGAGAGCAUGCAAUCAGAUAUUCAAGCCUCAGCAGAAGCAAACUUACAGCAGUGCUGCAGCACAAAAUACCCGAAGCGCCGAAAACGCCACACAACCUUCAGUCACAAUUGGAAAUGUCCAUCUGAUUCUAAGGAAGGGGAAAAUUGAAGAACAAAGAACGGAUGUCAUUGUAAACACUGCAUCAGGGGACCGAAACCUGAGUAUUGGUAAAAUUUCUGGUGCUAUUUUGGACAAAGCAGGUUAUGGGAUCCAAAAUGAAAUAAAGCAAGCUCAAAAGAAGGGCUAUAUCAUCCGCACAAAAUCUUACAGACUAUACUGCAAAGAGGUGUUUCACACCUUUUGCAUUGAAAAAGCACGUGAUCCAGCAGCAGAUCAGAUCCUUUACUCUUCGGUUUUGGAUUGCUUAUCGAUUGCCGCUGCACAGCAUUACAACUCCAUCACCUUUCCGGCUAUCGGCACCGGAGCUCUUGGGUUUAGUAAAGCAGAAUCUGCCUCCAUCAUGUUGGCUGCAGUCUCUGCAUUUGCCCAAAAUUGUCUAAACAGGAUGGAUAUUCACUUUGUCAUAUUUCCUUCUGACCAUGGGACAUUCCAGGCCUUUGAGUGGGAAAUUGGACGUUUACAGAAAAGAUCAGCAUCUUUCAACUUUCCACCUGAAAUAACAGGUGCAGAUGGGAAAUCCAGACAUCGCUCUCCCCAGCAACAUCCUCUACCUUAUUCUGGUGACCAACACAGGACAGAAGCAUCUUGGAAUAAAGAUGAAUCCCAGUCCAGCAGAGCUCCAGCCCCACAGAUCAGCCUGGUUUGUCCUUCUGAAGAAUCAAAACAUGAGGCUGAGCGAUGGCUCAAGAACCGCCUCUCUACGGAUUCUCACUCCGUCACGAUCAACAACAACUUCCUCUCGCACUUCAGUGAUCACGACCAUCUGCAACUGGCCGUUUCAGCUGAGAAAGGGUUGAUCGUGGAGGAGUUUUUCUCAAAGGGUCAUGCAUGUUUAGAAAUAAAUGGAGGUUCAAAGGAAGAAGUUGCUGUUGCUGGUUUGAAAGUGGAGGCUAUGCUCUGCAAAAUCCAAAAGGAGUUCAUCAGAGAGGAAGAACAUGGACUGCAGAUGCUGUUUAACACAGAGCUGUCCCAUAAAAGAAAGCCAGUUGAAAAGUCAAGUAGAGAAUUCUCAAGUCGACAUGAAGCCUUCAGUCACGCACUGAAAGUAACAAAGGUGGACAAAGUGGAGAAUGCUGCUCUGAAGGCGAUGUUCGAUAUGAAGAAAAAGCAACUUGGCAGCUCCUCUUCUAAAACGAUGUUUCAGCGCAUUCCUGCUCAGUUUUGUGAGAUGGUCAGCCGAAUUGGAUUCCAUGCAGAGUGUGCACCGCCUGAAGACCCAAAGUAUGGAGAGGGAAUCUACUUCUCAAGCAGCAUAGGAACAGCGUUGGAGCUGUGGAGGGAGAAAGGUGAGGAGUACCUGUACUUUGUGGAGGCUGAAGUCCUGCUGGGAAACUCGGCUAAAGGUGAACGAGGAUUUAUUCUUCCUCCUCCGGUUGGAAAAGAUCCCAACAUUCUCUGUGACAGCGUGUAUGGAGGAUCUGACGUCUCUAUUAUCUUCAGCGGUUAUCAAGCUUUGCCAAAGUACAUUAUCACCUGCAAGAAGAAUUCACGUUAGGGUGAUCUUUCUGAAAUCAGAAUCUGAUUGCAGAAAGAUUGAUCAAGAAUCUCCAGAGAAAUAAACUAGAGUUUUCUAUAAAUUCACUUUUAGCCUCAGAGAAAGAAGUUCAAAAAUAAACUUGUAUGCUGACUCAGAAACUAAAAAGUUUUUGUUAUAUUAGAAACUUUGAUUUUCACAUUGGCACAUUAUAAACAGAACAAAUAUAUUAGUCUUAUUAUAUCUUUGUGUAUAACCGUUAAACAAUGAUAAUGAUGAGCAAUAGUAGGUUUGUAAAAAUAUGAAAGUUUCUGUUUUUUCUUAACUUGAUCAAAUAUAUUAAAAUAUCUUUGGUUCAGAAUCCUGCUUUUAUUAUUUUAUGAUUUAUUUAAUAUUUUUUUGCAGUUUGGGGACAAAAUGACCAAAUUGCAUAGCAACAAAAGUUUUAUAAUCAUCUGUUUGCUGAUGAAAAGUGUUAAGUAUGUUAAAUCAAAAACAUUAUUUGGGAUCAAACCAAUAAAGGCAUCAGUUUAUUUGACUUUACUUUGUAAAUCUAGCAUCAAUCUUUCUAUGCUCUAUAUAAAGCAGGUGCCUGGCAGCAUAUCUGGAUGUAUAUUUCUAAGGGAUCGUUGCCUAAAUGUGUGUGUGAACAUGUAAACAUUGUACUAAUGCUGCUGUAAGUAAAUCGAUAUUAAUAAAGGAAGUUGGACAUAAGCAA